UUGGUCCGGUGGACCGGUUGGACCACCGGCCAGUUGGUCCUGUGGACCGGUUGGACCAACCGGCCUGUUGGUCCUGUGGACCGGUUGGACCAACCGGCCAGUUGGUCCUGUGGACCGGUUGGACCAACCGGCCAGUUGGUCCUGUGGACCGGUUGGACCAACCGGCCAGUUGGUCCUGUGGACCGGUUGGACCAACCGGCCUGUUGGUCCUGUGGACCGGUUGGACCAACCGGCCAGUUGGUCCUGUGGACCGGUUGGACCAACCGGCCUGUUGGUCCUGUGGACCGGUUGGACCAACCGGCCUGUUGGUCCUGUGGACCGGUUGGACCAACCGGCAGGUUGGUCGUGUGGACCGGUUGGACCAACCGGCCAGUUGGUCCUGUGGACCGGUUGGACCAACCGGCCUGUUGGUCCUGUGGACCGGUUGGACCAACCGGCCAGUUGGUCCUGUGGACCGGUUGGACCAACCGGCCAGUUGGUCCUGUGGACCGGUUGGACCAACCGGCUAGUUGGUCCUGUGGACCGGUUGGACCAACCGGCCAGUUGGUCCUGUGGACCGGUUGGACCAACCGGCCAGUUGGUCCUGUGGACCGGUUGGACCAACCGGCCUGUUGGUCCUGUGGACCGGUUGGACCAACCGGCCAGUUGGUCCUGUGGACCGGUUGGACCAACCGGCCGGUUGGUCGUGUGGACCGGUUGGACCAACCGGCCAGUUGGUCCUGUGGACCGGUUGGACCAACCGGCCUGUUGGUCCUGUGGACCGGUUGGACCAACCGGCCUGUUGGUCCUGUGGACCGGUUGGACCAACCGGCCAGUUGGUCCUGUGGACCGGUUGGACCAACCGGCAGUUGGUCCUGUGGACCGGUUGGACCAACCGGCCAGUUGGUCCUGUGGACCGGUUGGACCAACCGGCCAGUUGGUCCUGUGGACCGGUUGGACCAACCGGCCUGUUGGUCCUGUGGACCGGUUGGACCAACCGGCCAGUUGGUCCUGUGGACCGGUUGGACCAACCGGCCAGUUGGUCCUGUGGACCGGUUGGACCAACCGGCCAGUUGGUCCUGUGGACCGGUUGGACCAACCGGCCUGUUGGUCCUGUGGACCGGUUGGACCAACCGGCCUGUUGGUCCUGUGGACCGGUUGGACCAACCGGCCAGUUGGUCCUGUGGACCGGUUGGACCAACCGGCCAGUUGGUCCUGUGGACCGGUUGGACCAACCGGCCAGUUGGUCGUGUGGACCGGUUGGACCAACCGGCGUGUUGGUCCUGUGGACCGGUUGGACCAACCGGCUAGUUGGUCCUGUGGACCGGUUGGACCAACCGGCCAGUUGGUCCUGUGGACCGGUUGGACCAACCGGCCAGUUGGUCCUGUGGACCGGUUGGACCAACCGGCUUGUUGGUCCUGUGGACCGGUUGGACCAACAGCCUGUUGGUCCUGUGGACCGGUUGGACCAACCGGCCAGUUGGUCCUGUGGACCGGUUGGACCAACCGGCCAGUUGGUCCUGUGGACCGGUUGGACCAACCGGCCAGUGGUCCGGUGGACCGGUGGACCAACCGGCCAGUUGGUCUUGUGGACCGGUUUGGACCAACCGGCCUGUUGGUCCUGUGGACCGGUUGGACCAACCGGCCAGUUGGUCCUGUGGACCGGUUGGACCAACCGGCCAGUUGGUCCGGUGGACCGGUUGGACCAACCGGCCAGUGGUCCUGCUGGACCGGUUGGACCAACCGGCCUGUUGGUCCUGUGGACCGGUUGGGACCAACCGGCCAGUUGGUCCUGUGGACCGGUUGGACCAACCCGGCCAGUUGGUCCUGUGGACCGGUUGGACCAAUCGGCCAGUUGGUCCUGUGGACCGGUUGGACCAACCGGCCUGUUGGUCCUGUGGACCGGUUGGACAACCGGCCUGUUGGUCCUGUGGACCGGUUGGACCAACCGGCCUGUUAG
Closterium sp. Naga37s-1 is the source of this 1939-nucleotide messenger RNA. The record is from the annotation of a GenBank genome assembly. NCBI's taxonomy places the organism in Eukaryota, Viridiplantae, Streptophyta, Zygnematophyceae, Desmidiales, Closteriaceae.